This is a messenger RNA of Corvus hawaiiensis (hawaiian crow), 3106 nucleotides long. RefSeq names its product NADPH--cytochrome P450 reductase. The transcript has 17 exons. The record is from RefSeq and is a predicted model, not a curated record. Gene Ontology annotation, biological process: response to hormone. NCBI's taxonomy places the organism in Eukaryota, Metazoa, Chordata, Aves, Passeriformes, Corvidae. Gene Ontology annotation, molecular function: flavin adenine dinucleotide binding; NADPH-hemoprotein reductase activity; FMN binding. Bases 236 to 2269 code for a protein of 677 amino acids. Gene Ontology annotation, cellular component: cytosol.
CCCGGGUGGUGCGGUCCGCUGUACGUGCCGGCCGCGCCAGGGCCGCGGGAGUCGCCAGCGCCGGACGGGCCGGGCCGGCGAGCAGCUGGAGGAGCUUGACGGGGCCAUACAACCAAAACUCCUUGAACUGUCUCCAGGGAGACUUUCCCUGCUGCUCACCACCCUCCGUGCUGGAGCUCACAGCCCCCACCGGCACUCGUUUGCAGAUCCAUAGGUGCAAGUGCCUCUGACUGCCAUGGGGGAAGCCAGCAUGGACCCAACCAUCUCCUCUCCAGACAGCACUACACAGCAGGACUCUCUCUUCAGCAUGAUGGAUGUGUUCCUCAUCUCCCUCAUCACCGGCCUUUUUACCUACUGGUUCUUCUUCCGCAAGAAAAAGGAGGAAGUGCCUGAGCUCCCCAAAAUGCAGUCAGUAGCAGCUCCAGUGAGAGACAGCAGCUUCAUCGAGAAGAUGAAGAAGACGGGCCGAAAUAUAGUGGUUUUCUACGGUUCCCAGACGGGCACAGCAGAGGAGUUUGCCAAUCGCCUCUCCAAAGAUGCCCAUCGUUAUGGCCUCAGGGGCAUGGCAGCAGAUCCAGAGGAGUAUGACCUGUCAGACCUGAGUCGCCUCUCUGAGAUUGACAAAUCCUUGGCUGUGUUCUGCAUGGCCACCUAUGGAGAGGGGGAUCCCACGGACAAUGCCCAGGAUUUCUACGACUGGCUGCAGGAGGCCGAUGCCGACCUGUCGGGUCUCCGGUUUGCAGUCUUUGGGCUGGGGAACAAGACUUACGAGCACUUCAAUGCCAUGGGGAAGUACGUGGACAAGAGACUGGAGGAGCUCGGAGCCCAGCGCAUCUUCGAGCUUGGGCUGGGAGAUGACGAUGGCAACCUGGAAGAAGACUUCAUCACCUGGAGAGAGCAGUUCUGGCCAGCAGUGUGUGAGCACUUCGGGGUGGAGGCUACAGGAGAAGAGUCCAGCAUCCGGCAGUACGAGCUGGUGGUGCACACAGAUGUGAACAUGAACAAAGUCUACACGGGGGAGAUGGGCCGGCUCAAGAGCUACGAGAACCAGAAGCCCCCGUUUGAUGCCAAGAACCCCUUCCUGGCUCAGGUUACAGAGAACCGCAAGCUGAACGAGGGUGGAGAGCGACACUUGAUGCACCUGGAGCUGGAUAUCUCCAAUUCCAAAAUCAGGUACGAGUCCGGGGACCAUGUGGCCGUGUACCCAGCCAACGACUCCUCCCUGGUGAACCAGAUCGGUGAGAUCCUGGGCACAGAUCUGGACACUGUCAUGUCCCUAAACAACUUGGACGAGGAAUCCAACAAGAAGCAUCCCUUCCCUUGCCCCACAUCGUACCGGACAGCCCUGACUUACUACCUGGACAUCACCAACCCUCCCCGCACCAACGUCCUGUACGAGCUGGCCCAGUACGCCACAGACGCCAGCGAGCAGGAGCGCCUCCGCAAAAUGGCCUCGUCCGCUGCCGAGGGCAAGGCGCUGUACCUCAGCUGGGUGGUGGAGGCCCGCAGGAACAUCCUGGCCAUCCUGCAGGACAUGGCCUCCCUGCGCCCCCCCAUGGACCACCUGUGCGAGCUCCUGCCCCGCCUGCAGGCCCGCUACUACUCCAUUGCCUCCUCCUCCAAGGUUCAUCCCAAUUCCAUCCACAUCUGUGCCGUGACAGUGGAGUAUGAGACCAAGACAGGCCGCCUGAACAAAGGGGUGGCCACCAACUGGCUCAAGAACAAGGUGCCUGACCAGAACGGGAGCAGCUCCCUGGUGCCCAUGUACGUCCGAAAGUCGCAGUUCCGGCUGCCCUUCAAGCCCAGCACGCCCGUGAUCAUGAUUGGGCCGGGCACUGGCAUCGCCCCCUUCAUCGGCUUCAUCCAGGAGCGGGCCUGGCUGAAGCAGCAAGGCAAAGAGGUGGGUGAGACGGUGCUGUACUAUGGCUGCCGCCAUGAGCACGAGGACUACCUGUACCGGGAGGAGCUGGCCCGCUUCCAGAAGGAGGGAGUCCUCACCCAGCUCAAUGUGGCCUUCUCCAGGGACCAGGCUGAGAAGGUUUACGUCCAGCACUUACUGAAGAAGAACAAGGAAAACGUCUGGAAGCUGAUUGAUGAGGGAAUGGCUCAUAUCUAUGUGUGUGGCGACGCCCGGAACAUGGCCCGGGACGUGCAGAAUGCCUUCUACGAGAUCGUGUCCGAGUUCGGGAACAUGAGCCAGCCCCAGGCCGUGGACUAUGUAAAGAAACUGAUGACAAAGGGCCGCUACUCCCUGGAUGUGUGGAGCUAAGAGCGGGGCUGGCGGGGCCGGGGAGAGAACGGGUCCCCAGGCGCGGGCCGGGGGAGCUGGGCAGUGCCUGCUCGCCCACGGCUGCUGUGGGUGACGGUGUCGUCCCCAGCCCGCAGCUACCCCGGUGUCACUCCCAACCCCUCCUGAGCCCCAGCAGCCCCUCGGGGCAGGCUGUGGAGCCAGGGGGUGGAAAAGGUUGAGAGGGGCAGGGGGGUAGCUCCGGCUGCUGUCUGGGUGCCACCAGCACCUCAGGGUGCACCCCGUGGCACCAGCGUUUGCCGUGAGGCCAGGGGCAUCAGGGACACAGCCGCUGUGGGGCAGGAGGGAUGGACACACUGCCAGGGAGCUCCGGGCUCCUUCCCUGAGCACAGGUGUUGGGCUGGAGCCCACCCUGGCCUGCAGGGACAGCAGAGGGGUGCGGGGGCUGUGCUCGGGUUCCGCUUGAGGCUGUGCCUCCCUCCUGCCACCCCUGUGUGCCCGGCUGUAGGGUGUGGGGCUGGCAGCUGGCUCUGGGCACAGAGCUGUCCCAUGGCCCCACCACAUCCCGCUCCAUUCCCGCUCCAGCAUCAGCGGGAAGGGGGUGGCUCCUUUUCCCUCGAGAACACGCCCGGUUUGGGAGGCGGGGUCUCCAUCAGGCCCUGCUCGCUCCCCUGAGCCCAGCCCCUCCCUCACGCCGUGUACGGUCAUUUUUUAAAUACUGUUUUUAUUUUGAAUAUCUUUGUGAUUUAAUCAUGGGGGGGGGGGGGGAACCAACAAAAAACCUAGACUUUCAGGCUCUCCAAUGAUUGUAAAUUAUUUAAAUACAUUUGCCCUUGGAAUAAAAAUACUGUGUCUGGA